Messenger RNA from Fimicolochytrium jonesii, 748 nucleotides. RefSeq lists its product as uncharacterized. The record is from RefSeq and is a predicted model, not a curated record. NCBI's taxonomy places the organism in Eukaryota, Fungi, Chytridiomycota, Chytridiomycetes, Spizellomycetales, Powellomycetaceae. The transcript has 3 exons. Bases 272 to 589 code for a protein of 105 amino acids.
GCUCGCUUUUGUGCUUGUCGCUUUUCUUUCGAUCUAUACCCCGUCAAAAUUCGAAAGGAACCCGUCAAAAGUCUGACGAGCCGCUGCGCGCUGUCGUAUUUCGGGUAACGACGGAAAAUCAGUAUCUUGCAUCAUUAUUGCCCUGGACGUGGAGAAAUGUGGGGAGAAGCAAACCCUAGUACAUACAUCACCGUGACGUGCGAUGGGGAAGUGAGUGCGGCGGAGAGCGCUGGGUGAAGUCAGCACUACCUUGAACUUACCUAGCCAAAUCAUGAGCGGCAACCAAGGGCACGUCAAACGGGGCGGAAACAACCGUGAAGGCGCCUACGGCGAAAACGAGCCCACGCUCGCUGUCGAGCGGGAGGAUCCCGAGCUCAUCGCCUCGUUCGACAAAGAGGUGCAGGACGAAGCGCAAACGGGGGAGCACCCGAACGACUUUGGUACUGGGGCGAAAUUUGGAUUUGCCAGUGAGAAUUAUCCCCACGAGAAGCAGCACGAUAUUUCCUCGAAAGGCGGUAAAAGUUCUGGACCAUCCAGGACCAAGGCUGAGCCCGCGCCACAUGAGAACCUUCGCGGGAUCGUCGAAUGAAGCCGAUGUGAUUAGAUGCGUCAUUCUCCCGAUGUCUGUGUAAAAACGGGGAUGUGAAGCUCGUCGUCGCGUAUCUUUUUUUUUCGAGUCCUUUUGUACCCAAGAUUGUAUAUCUUUUUGGAAUUUACUAUUCCCCGAAUAAGAAAACUUGAGACUUAC